This is a messenger RNA of Panthera uncia (snow leopard), 3137 nucleotides long. RefSeq names its product PDZ domain-containing RING finger protein 4. NCBI's taxonomy places the organism in Eukaryota, Metazoa, Chordata, Mammalia, Carnivora, Felidae. The record is from RefSeq and is a predicted model, not a curated record. Gene Ontology annotation, molecular function: protein binding. The coding region runs from base 1 to 2337 and encodes 778 amino acids. The transcript has 8 exons.
AUGGGCUGCAAUUUGUGCACUUUUCAGAAAAGAGAGGAACACUACAAACUGCUGUAUGAAGUUUCCCAGGUCAAUGGGAAGGAUCUCUCAAAGGCCACCCAUGAAGAGGCAGUGGAAGCUUUUCGAAAUGCCAAGGAACCCAUUGUGGUCCAGGUGCUAAGACGGACGCCUCUCAGUAAACCCGCGUAUGGAACGGCCCCGGAAGUGCAGCUCAUGGACGCCAGCACUCAGACAGACAUCACCUUUGAACACAUCAUGGCUCUGGCCAAACUUAGACCACCUACCCCUCCAGUGCCAGACAUCUGUCCAUUUCUGCUCUCAGACAGCUGCCAUUCUCUUCAUCCGAUGGAGCAUGAAUUUUAUGAGGACAAUGAGUAUCUUUCCAGCUUGCCUGCUGAUGCAGACAGAGCAGAGGACUUUGAAUAUGAGGAGGUCGAGCUGUGUCGUGUUAGCAGUCAAGAGAAGCUGGGCCUGACAGUCUGCUACCGAACGGAUGAUGAAGAAGACACGGGCAUUUAUGUCAGCGAGGUAGAUCCAAAUAGCAUUGCUGCCAAAGAUGGCCGAAUUCGAGAAGGGGAUCGUAUUUUGCAAAUAAAUGGGGAAGACGUCCAGAAUCGAGAAGAAGCAGUGGCGUUGCUGUCGAGCGAGGAGUGUAAGAGAAUCGUGUUGCUCGUCGCAAGGCCGGAGACUCAGCUGGAUGAAGGCUGGCUGGAAGAUGAAAGGAAUGAAUUCUUAGAGGAGUUAAACUUGGAGAUGCUGGAAGAACAGCAUAAUGAAGCAAUGCAGCGCACGGCCAAUGAGGUGGAGCAGCCAAAAAAACAAGAAGAAGAAGAGGGCACAACAGAUACAGCAACGUCCUCCUCUAACAACCACGAGAAAGACAGUGGGGUGGGGCGCACAGAUGAAAGCUUGCGGAACGAUGAGAGCUCAGAGCAGGAGAACGCAGCAGAGGAUCCCAACAGCACAUCCCUUAAGAGCAGGAGAGAGCUGGGAAAGAGCCAAGACACUCUAGGAAGCGUUGAACUUCAGUGCAAUGAGAGCUUCGCAUCUGGUGAAUACAUAGACUCAGACUGCAUUGGCAACCCAGAUGAGGAGUGUGAAAGGUUCCGACAGCUCUUGGAGCUCAAAUGCAAGAUUCGGAACCAUGGAGAAUAUGACCUGUAUUACUCGAGCAGCACAAUAGAAUGCCAUCAAGGGGAACAAGAGGGAGUGGAGCACGAACUACAGUUGCUUAACGAAGAACUGAGAAACAUUGAACUGGAGUGCCAGAAUAUCAUGCAGGCUCACAGGCUCCAGAAAGUGACAGACCAGUAUGGAGACAUCUGGGCUUUGCACGAUGGAGGGUUCCGGAAUUACAACACCAGCAUAGACAUGCAAAGGGGAAAGCUAGAUGACAUCAUCGAACACCCAGAAAAGUCAGACAAGGACAGUUCUAGCGCUUACAACACAGCUGAAAGCUGCAGAAGCACUCCACUCACUGUGGACCGUUCCCCUGACAGUUCCCUUCCAAGAAUGAUCAACCUCACCAAUAAGAAGAACCUGAGAAGCACAAUGGCCGCCAAUCAGUCUUCUUCCGGGCUGAGCAGUAAAGAGUCGACCUCCCCCAAAGCCAAAACCACUGAACCAGGUUGCAGCAUUGAAGGCAAGGAGAAGAUUUCAGAGAGCGGCAAGCUUUCUGAUCAGGAGCAAAGCAGCAGCGAACACAUCCCUUACCUCUCCCCUUACCACAGCUCCUCCUACAGAUAUGCAAACAUCCCGGCCCAUGCCCGCCAUUAUCAAAGCUACAUGCAGUUGAUUCAACAGAAAUCUGCAGUGGAGUAUGCGCAGAGUCAGCUGAGUUUAGUGAGCAUGUGCAAGGAGUCUCAGAAGUGUUCAGAGCCCAAGAUGGAAUGGAAGGUGAAAAUUAGGAGCGACGGGACGCGGUACAUAACAAAGAGACCGGUACGAGACCGGAUUCUGAGGGAACGUGCCUUAAAGAUCAAGGAGGAGCGCAGUGGCAUGACGACGGAUGAUGACACCAUGAGCGAGAUGAAAAUGGGCCGCUACUGGAGCAAAGAGGAAAGAAAGCAACACCUGGUUCGGGCCAAGGAGCAGCGUCGGCGCCGAGAGUUCAUGAUGCGGAGCCGGUUGGAGUGUCUCAAGGAGAGCCCCCAGAGCGGCAGCGAGGGCAGAAAGGAGAUCAACAUCAUUGAACUGAGCCACAAAAAGAUGAUGAAAAAAAGAAACAAGAAAAUUUUGGACAACUGGAUGACAAUCCAAGAACUGAUGACCCACGGGGCCAAGUCUCCUGAUGGCACACGAGUUCAUAAUGCCUUUUUGUCAGUCACCACCGUAUGACCGAAUGAACAGCGAUGCAACUGAUGUUAGGAGGGCGCUACCAGUUUGGGUAGAGUAUGAUUGCCUCGUUCAAUGCGGCGUUUUUAUAUAUAUUUUGCGACUCUUUAUAGUUUAAAGUUUUUGUAAGCAAAAAUACCUGGUAAUUUUUCAUUUGUUUUUCAUAUACUAGUACCUUCUUUUUUGGCUGAGAUCUUUCUUUAACUUGUGAUAUAUUCAUAUUACUCAUUUAUAUAUAUUAAAAAAAAAAACAAACACAAGGAAAGAAAACAAAAAACUUGAACAAAAAUACUGAGGAGCCAAUUAAUUUCCUACUUUAAUGUAUCUAUUGUAAGUUAAGAUCUGGAUUUAUUUCUCUAGUUUACUUAUUUUCUACUUUAAUAACAACUCAAUGCCAAAACAUUUCUAUGCUUGCUUCUUGGCAUAAUACGUAUGAAAUCAAACCUGUUAAUAAAUCAUGUGCCACAUCUUGUCUUACGCAUAAAAACCACCUCUUUUUAACACCCCGUUGUACAUUAACACAUCAAUGGCCGUUGUCUUUGUCUCAGUAAAGUGUAAGUGGACAAUCUUCCUGUGGUAUGUAGUGACAUUGGUCAUGUAGCUAGAUAAUUGUGGUAAUUGUGACAAUAAAAAAUAAAUUAUUGAUUAUCCUUAAGAAAAGCUAUCAAGGGGUGUUUUCAUUGUUCACUGUGGUUACCAGAUUUAAAUUAGUCAUAUAUGUAUACUAUUUAGAAGAGUCCUAAUUGUGGAUUAUAAAAUGUGUACAUUUUCUAUCACUUUCUUUUCCAAUAAAAUUGUCUCGA